AUGCUUAUUGAAGAUUUUGAUAGAUAUGGUAUAGUGGUGGAUGCCGGUUCAUCCGGAUCAAGAAUACAUAUAUAUAAAUGGCAGGAUCCAAACACUAUAUCAGUUACUGAUGUAAAGGCACACUCAGUGCCUCAAAUUUAUCAGUCGAAGGAUUGGAUCUAUAAAGUGACGCCAGGUUUAUCAAGUUUUGAAGAUCAUCCAAAAAAAAGUUUUACUAAGCAUAUUAAGCCAUUAUUAGAUUUUGCAGCAACUAUUAUUCCGAGUGAUAAGAUUAAAGAUACACCAAUCUUCAUUCAGGCCACAGCUGGUAUGAGACUUCUAAAACCUGAGAAGCAAAGGAAGAUAUUAGAAAAUGUUUGUGAAGGUAUUAAAAAAUCAACUGAUUUUUUAUUGACAGAUUGUGAUUCACAGAUCCAAGUUAUUGAUGGUCAAACUGAGGGAAUCUAUGGUUGGUUGAGUUUAAACUAUCUCGGUGGUUAUUUCGACAAUUAUGAUCCAAAUGAUUCAAAUCAUUUUACCUAUGGUUUUAUGGAUAUGGGUGGUGCUUCAGCGCAGAUUGCAUUUGAGCCGAGUGACAAGGAGGAGAUAAAAAGACAUAAAGGAGAUAUUGCUAAAAUUAAUUUGAAGAGUAUUAAUGGUAAUAUCCAAGAGUGGAAUGUUUUUGUUAGUACUUGGUUAGGGUUUGGUGCUAACCAGGCAAGACAAAGAUAUUUUGCACAAUUAGUGAACAGUCUACCAGAGAAUAUAAAUCAAUACGAUGAUGAUGACUUUAGCACACGAAGAGUGUAUGAUCCAUGUAUUCCGCAAGGUUAUCAACACAAAUUUGAAUUCAAAGAUGUUGAAUUUAUUGCUAUAGGAAAAGGUGAUUUCGAACAAUGUAGUAAAUCCAUAUAUCCAUUAUUGUUGAAAAAUAUGCCAUGCUAUGAUGAGCCAUGCCUUUUCAAUGGAGUUCAUGUACCUAGAAUUGACUUUAAUAAGGAUAGAUUUGUUGGUAUAUCGGAGUACUGGUAUAUACCAAAUGAUAUUUUUAAAUUAGGUGGUCCAUACGAUUUUAAUAAAUUUAAUAAAGGUGUGAAGAAGUUUUGUAAUACUAACUGGGAAAUUUUGCAGAAAAAUAAUUUAAAUGGUGAGUAUAAUGAUAUUCCAGAAGAAUACCUUGCAGCAUCAUGCUUUAAGAGUACAUGGAUUUUAAAUGUUUUGCAUGAAGGUUUUGAGAUGCCAAGGAAUAAAGAGAUCAAUUCAAAUCUAUUAACAAAUUCGAAUGAAACUCCUGAUAACACUGAUCCAAUUUUUCAAAGUCUAAGUGAUAUGAAUGGGACAGAAAUAUCCUGGACUCUCGGAAGAAUACUGUUAUUUGUAUCCGGUAGUAUUAUGAGGGGUAAUCUUAUUGAUAAAGUUGGGAUUUAUCCAAGUAAAUUAGAAGCAGAGAACCUUGGUAAGACAUUUAUUUCAGGCACUUUACUCAGCUCUGUAGAUAGACGCCUAGAUUUCCAUUAUUAUAGAUCGAUUAUGAUAUUGAUUAUAAUAAGUAUCAUUGUAAUAAUAUUAUACUAUACCUUACUUCAUAAUAUGUUUCAUCUUAAAGGAGGAAACAUUUUUUCCAAAGUGCACAAGAUUGUAAAUUUCAUUACAAGAAGGAUUAAAUCAUUUAGGAGUACAAGGACAGUCUAUGAUAAUCUAUCCAAAUUAGAAGAAGGGACAUAUAAUAAUAAACAUUUGAUUUCUAAGGUAUUGUUAAAAAAGGCACUGAAUAAUAACAAUGGUAAAGGUAAUAUGGAUAUGAGUAUGAAUGAUACUGUCGAUAGAGGAUCGGUUUUAAGAAGUCAGAGUACUGGUAACUUGACAAUGAAUCGUCCUAUUAAUGGAAAUCUAGAUGAGAGGAAAGAACGAUCCCCAUUCAUGAGGUCCAUAUCAAGAGCUAAUAUAACAUCUUUAACAAGCAUUCAAAUGUCGGCAUUAGAUGAGAAUUCGGGGUCAGCUCAUGAUCUAUGA
Molecule: messenger RNA, 1992 nt
Organism: Arxiozyma heterogenica
Lineage: Eukaryota; Fungi; Ascomycota; Saccharomycetes; Saccharomycetales; Saccharomycetaceae
Gene: YND1
Product: apyrase
Exons: 1
Coding region: 1-1992 (663 amino acids)
Biological process (GO): UDP catabolic process
Cellular component (GO): Golgi apparatus
Molecular function (GO): UDP phosphatase activity; GDP phosphatase activity
Source: RefSeq, a predicted model, not a curated record